Molecule: messenger RNA, 1880 nt
Organism: Heterocephalus glaber (naked mole-rat)
Lineage: Eukaryota; Metazoa; Chordata; Mammalia; Rodentia; Bathyergidae
Gene: Slc25a48
Product: solute carrier family 25 member 48
Biological process (GO): transmembrane transport
Cellular component (GO): mitochondrion
Molecular function (GO): transmembrane transporter activity
Source: RefSeq, a predicted model, not a curated record
UCUGAGUCUGGAAGCUUCGCGUUCCCUGCGCUUCCGUCCUGCGCGGGUCUCGAGGGCUCUCGGGUGGUCUUGCGGUCCCUUGCCCUCUACCGGGGCUAAAUUUCUCGAGCUUCACUGCGAUUCACCCUGAGCUGAUUUGCCUCUACGUUAAGACCUGAGGAACUUGAUCCAGUAAUGAUUAAACCGCCCUGCAGAGCUGACAGCCAAUGAGGCCUCUCGCGUGCGCACACACCUUCGGGACCCGGUGCUCUCCUGAAUUUGGGGACAUGGCCCGCGGGAACUUGGGUGUAGGUUGGCGCUUGGCUCUGAGUCAUGGGCGCGGGGUGGGGAGGAGCCGGACUGCGAGGUCAGGCUGGCGACAGGGGCCGCCCCGACUGGAGGAAGCAGAGGUCUAGGCUGGAGGUGCCCAAUGAUGGCUGGGAGAAGCGCUUCCCGCGUUCAGCCGCUGCGUGCUGUCCUGUCCGCUACCAGCCACUAGCCAAGGCCUUUCUUCAAGGCUCCUCCAUCUGGAGCUAUUGGGCCCAUUGGUCCUUUCAUCAUCCCUCCCCGAGCUUCUUGUACCCUCCAAUAAUACCUCCUUCCUCAGGUACAGCCAGUGUCAUUGUUGGCCACCCUCUGGACACAGUCAAGACUCGCCUGCAGGCUGGCAUCGGCUACGGGAGCACCCUGAGCUGCAUCCGCAGGGUAUACAGGAGGGAAAGUGUGUUCGGCUUCUUCAAGGGCAUGUCCUUCCCCCUGGCCAGCAUUGCUGUCUACAACUCGGUGGUUUUUGGGGUCUUCAGCAACAUGCGGAGGUUCCUUGGCCAGCACCACUGUGGGGAGCCUGAGGCUGGCCCUCGCCACAGCCUGUCUGACCUGUUCCUGGCCAGCAUGGUGGCCGGUGUGGUCUCUGUUGGGCUUGGGGGGCCUGUGGACCUCAUCAAGAUCCGGCUGCAGAUGCAAACACAACCAGUUCGAGAAGCCAAUCUAGGUUUGAAAUCCAGAGCAGUUGCCUUUGGCGAGCAGCCAGUGUACCAGGGACCGGUGCACUGCAUUGUAACCAUCGUGCGGACUGAGGGCCUGGCUGGUCUGUACCGGGGGGCCAGUGCCAUGCUGCUGAGAGACAUCCCAGGCUAUUGCCUCUACUUUAUCCCCUAUGUGUUCCUGAGUGAGUGGAUCACACCCGAGACCGACACAGGGCCCAGCCCUUGCACCAUGUUGCUGGCAGGUGGUGUGGCAGGAGCAAUUUCCUGGGGGACAGCGACUCCUAUGGAUGUUGUGAAAAGCCGACUCCAAGCAGACGGGGUUUAUUUAAACAAAUACAAAGGUGUCCUGGACUGUAUAUCCCAGAGUUACCAGCAGGAAGGCCUUAAAGUGUUUUUCAGAGGCAUCACCGUGAAUGCUGUGCGGGGCUUCCCUGCGAGCGCCGCCAUGUUCCUUGGGUAUGAGCUCUCACUGCAGGCACUCCGUGGGGACCACAGUGUGACGAGCCCAUGAGCGCCAGGGUUGAUAUCACCUGAACAAGGCCUCAUUCCACUGCAGGUCAAUGAUGGCAGCAUCUUCAGAAUGAGUAACAGUGAAUUUACUGGAGUGAAAGAAGCACCUUGGCCAUCCAGGCUCUGAACCAGGUGGGCCCUCAGGUAGCAUGCUGGCCUUAGCACACCCUUCUUCACAGUUCAGGCACUCAGUCCUCACUUCCGGCUGGACUGUUGAGCUACUGCUUUGGAAGGAAGCAAUGGACCAUUGGCCAGGCAGCCACCAUCUAUUUUAGCUCUGGACCAGCACCACAAAAAUACUGGAGCAAAAUAGACACUGCCCCCAUGGCUGCUGUAAACGCAUUAGGAAUUUAUUCAGGAGCUGGAGUUAGCUCUAAGUUUCUAAAUAAAAGCAUUGUAAACCUC